Molecule: messenger RNA, 3681 nt
Organism: Penicillium cosmopolitanum
Lineage: Eukaryota; Fungi; Ascomycota; Eurotiomycetes; Eurotiales; Aspergillaceae
Product: guanine nucleotide exchange factor
Exons: 2
Biological process (GO): Ras protein signal transduction; positive regulation of GTPase activity
Cellular component (GO): plasma membrane
Molecular function (GO): guanyl-nucleotide exchange factor activity; protein binding
Source: RefSeq, a predicted model, not a curated record
AUAAAGAGAACAGAUUCAAUGAAGCCGAACAUACCACCAUUAAACAUCGCUAAGUCGAAUUCGCAUAUCGACGCCGACGUCGACGUCGACGCCAACCCCAACAAUAAACAAACGCCGGCUCGUUUCUACUCGAAUCACGGCCAGUCCGAAGCCACCCCGCCAUUAACGCCCCAGGGAACUAAGGAACAACACAUAAUGGAACAAACCGAAGCCCCGAGGGCUGUCUUUCACAAUUAUCUCCGCGCAUUCUAUCCUUUCCACCCGGCCGGAAAUGUCUCGCCAUCCACAGUCACUCUGCCUCUCGAUCAAGGUGAUAUCAUCCUGGUCCACUCCGUUCACACCAAUGGCUGGGCCGAUGGUACUUUAUUAGAUUCUGGACACCGAGGCUGGUUACCGACGAAUUAUUGCGAAGCAUACGACCAAAUCGCCAUGCGUCCGUUAUUAAAGGCCCUGACGGAUUUCUGGGACAUCAUUCGUGGAGGAUGCGGGUCAUCAUUAAAAGAUUUUGGAAACCAGGAUUUAAUGCGAGGGCCCAUCGCGGGGGUCCGAUUUCUACUGGAAAAGUCAGAAUGCUUGACGCGGGAAUCCCCGCUUGUUAAGAAAUACGACGGACUACGGAGGAUUCGAAAAGCUUUGCUGUCCGAUCUAUCAUCGCUAGUCAAGACUGCUAAACGAUUUCAAGAAGUCGCCAACGGUACCCCCGCCGAGGAUGAAGUUGAAAGCAUCCUGGACGAGAUGCUCCUGAAGGCGUUCAAGAUCGUCACCCGGGGUGUUCGAUUCCUCGACGUCUGGGACCAGGAAGUUGGACUGACCCGAACAAUCGCCGAUAUGGAAGCCGCUGGUGAACGGAGCCAAUACGAACUGCCCCCAACACCAGCAUCCGACUCGUUCAGCACUGCCGACACUGCGGUCAUUCCCGAUAGCUGCUCCGAACGAAAUGAGUCGCGCCAGAUGAGCCGCAGCCGCAUGGAUAUGAGUCAGGCAUCGAUGCGCACGGAGAUGUUUGAGCCCUCCCGCCCAGUGUCAGUUUCCACGAAGAGGAUAUCAGUUUCUCACCGAGUCUCCUACUCCGGACCCUCAUCUGCCAUUCGUGCGGAGAACCUGGCCUCGGACCGACUGGGCACUACCUACGAUGCCUUCUUAGGUGUGCUUGGGUCAUUCAUUGGUUUGCAUAUGCAGUCUCGCUCCUCGACGGAGCUGGUGACCACCACUCAACAAGCCGUGUCGUCCUGCCGGGCACUGUUGAAUGUGGUUGAAGCAGUCUGCGAGCAUGACACCCAGCGUAGCGUUCUCCUGCAGGAGGCUCGUGAGGCCAUGUGUGAGAAGCUAUCCGAACUCGUUCACGCUGCUCGCGAUGUCUUCCGUCCGGCUCACGCGCAGGAAGAUGAUCUUGUCUUUAUGCCGGAUGAGGGUAAGCGAUUGGUUGAUGCGGCGACGGACUGUGUACGGGCUGCUGGGAACUGCCUGGCCAAGGCUCGACUGGUUCUGGAGCAGAAUGGAGAUAUCGAGCUGGAAGCAAUUGAUGAGGAGACACCAAGUCAGGGUGUACCUGAUAUUGUUGAGGAGAAGGUGGAGAGUGUGGAGAGUGUGGAGGAGGAUGAUAAGAAGACGGACCCCGUGCCAUCGACAGAGGGAACUGAGGAAGGCACGGAGGAAGGAACUGAAGGAACAGAAGGAAUGCGCCUUCCCCCGCCGCCCCUCCAAAUUCCAAAUUCGACCAUCGCGACUUCCCUGACUGCCACUGCCACUGCCACCGCACCUUCCACUCCCGCCCUCACCGAUGCCACCAGCGCCAACACCGCCAACAACCCAACGACUCCUUCUUCCUCCUUCUUCUCUCAUCUUUCUUCCUCCCACACUUCUACUUCCGCCCUUUCUUCCCUCCCCAACUCCGCCACCCUUCCUACUCACCCUGAAAACUGUCAAUCCUUCUCUUCCUCUUACGAUUCUUACCGUGAGAGUCACCCGAAGUCUGACGUGAGCGAAUCUUUCGGUCGUGGUGUGACAAGCACGGGUAGUAGCUUCACCUACAACAGCCACGCUCGUGAUUCCGAGAUGAGUGGCGUCUCCCAGACUUCUACCAGGGCUACCUCACCUGAUAUUGGUGGUAGCUUCACCGACAGCUUUAAGGUGCCGUCUCUCAAGGAGAGUCUUAGCCACUCGACCUUGGCCGAGGAGAACGAGGAGACCGAGGCUCACUUGCUCGAAAAGACCUUCGCCCAUGAAUUGGUCUACAGGGAGGGCCAAGUGAUGGGCGGCAGUAUGUGUGCUUUGAUUGAGAAGCUCACUGCUCACCAAUCCACUCCGGAUGCCACUUUCGUCUCCACCUUCUACCUCACCUUCCGUCUCUUUGCUACCCCGCUGGAGUUCGCGGAAGCUCUCGCAGAGCGCUUUGAAUACAUCGGCGAUACCCCUCACGCUGCUGGCCCCGUUCGGUUGCGCGUGUACAACGUGUUCAAGGGCUGGCUCGAGUCUCACUGGCGCCACGACAGGGACAAUGAUGCGUUGGAAUACAUCCUGAACUUUGCAAAGACUCGUCUUAUGAAUGAACUGCCCACGGCUGGAAAGCGCCUCGUCGAGCUCGCCGAGAAGGUGUCUGCCGUCCACGGCCCCGUCGUUCCCCGUCUGGUUUCCUCCAUGGGCAAGACCAACACCGCGAUCGCCCAAUACGUCAACCCUGAUACCCCUCUCCCCCCUUGUAUCAUCGGCAAGAAAGAGAACCACCUGUUGAAACAGUGGAAGGAUGGCUCGGGCUCGAUCAGCAUUUUGGACUUUGAUCCUCUCGAGUUGGCCCGACAGUUGACCAUCAAGGCGUCUCGUAUCUUCUGCUCCAUUCUGCCCGAGGAGCUCCUCGACACCGAGUGGACCCGCAAGUCUGGCUCAUUGGCUGUCAAUGUCCGCGCGAUGACCACUCUGUCGACCGACCUUGCCCAUCUGGUCGCUGACUCCAUCUUGUGCUUGGAAGAGCCUAAGAAGCGUGCUGCCACCAUCAAACACUGGAUCAAGGUCGGCAACAAGUGCCUGGAGCUGAAUAACUACGAUUGUCUCAUGGCAAUCGUCUGUGCCCUGAACCUGUCUACCAUCGAACGUCUGAAGCGGACCUGGGAUUUCGUCUCGCAGAAGACCAAUAACUCCUUCAACAAUCUGAGAAACAUCGUCAGUGUAGAUCGGAACUAUGUCGUCCUCCGCAAGCGCCUUCAGAACCAUGUACCGCCGUGCCUGCCCUUCCUCGGAACCUACCUUACCGACUUGACCUUCAUCGACCAUGGCAACCAAUCCGUCCGCUCCCUGCCCACGGAUGAUGGUAAGAUGGCUGGCAUCAAUUUCGAUAAGCACAUGAAGACCGCCCGAAUUAUCGGCGAGCUUCAGCGGUUCCAGAUUCCCUACCGCCUGACUGAGGUCCCUGAACUCCAGACCUGGAUGCAAAAUGAGCUCGUUCGCGUUCGCUCUAAUGGCGAGUCCGCCGCGCAGAAGUUCUAUCGCCGGUCCUUGAUCCUCGAACCCCGUGUCCACGGCAGCUCGACUAAUCUCCAUGCUCAGGCUCAGGCUCAGGCUCAAGCUCAAGCUCAAGCCCAGUCUGAGUCCAACCCGUCUUCCAUGCUCGAGAAUGCCAAAGACAAAUUUGACUUCCUCUCUUGGACAAACCCCUCCAAGCCAAAGUCUAUCGCCACAAAUGGCUAA